AUGUCUGCACUUGUCUCGAGCUGCCUCGGCUCGUGUGUUAGCGACGACUGGACUGGAACGCUGAAAAAUGAAGGCUGGUCAAGGUGUGCUCAGGACUGGGACUACCUGGCUGGCUUUACCAGAGGGGACAGGCCCUACGGUACAGCGUCAGAUCCUCUAACCAGCAUUGAACGCGCCCAAUGUUGUGGUCAAGAAGGAGUUUAUGCAGGGGCCAAAACACAGACCGUGAUAGCUGACUGGUCAAACAUAUUUUUAUCUGGAUAUAAAAGUUGGGCCUUUUGUCCGGAAGGAUAUUUCAUGCAAGGCCUAAGACGAGCUGACAGCACUUCGCAAGGCAUAAACAAUUUUAAGCACGCACGCUGCACUAAGCCGGCCACUCACCCUCACUACUAUGGACAAUGCUACACGGAAAACGUCUGGAAUUGUUUAGAAGCCAGAGGUUUAUGCGCAUGCAAAGCAGGAUUUCAUCUGACUGGGCUCUUUAAGAAUGAAUGCGAUAGUGUUUACUGCUUAGAAGAACUGCGAUGCUGCUCGAUGGCACCAAAUCCGGAUGAGCUGAACGAAACGUCCAAGACUAAAGCUCGCAUCAUGGACAUCACGCUAACGGAAAUCGCCAAACUCGGCUACUUUUUCGGCUACGCGUAUCCCCUGGGAUGCAGGGGACAACUGCCAGGGGAUGACUAUCGGCGCAGUGGCGAUACAUGGGUGGCCGAUGCCAGUUCCCUCUGCUCGGGUGUUCGAACCAACGAGCGAAUGCAGAUCGCCUACGGGGAUUGGUCCUUCGCCAUCAAGGAAAUUGUCUACGGCAAUCCAGUUAUAAAUGACCUCACACCCGAGACCGCCGAUUCCGGAACGUUUUACAACAACGAAGUGACCCCCGCCCGACAAGAAGUGAAAAGAGUCAUCAAGGCUGUCCGCAGCGUCACGCAUAGCGUUUCCAGCACCUUCAAGAACUCACACGAGCUGAACCUCCAACUGACAUACACGUCUCCUUCAAUCAAUCUUUUUGGGGUUGAUUCUGGAAACUUUCAAUUCAGUGCUGGGUACAAAUUCAAUUAUGAGGCCUCAACGACUACGAAGGAUGAAACGAAUAACGAGCAAUCGAAUACGUUUUCGGUUGGAGCAGUGAAAAGUGUCGCCCCGAAAUCGGCCGUCAAAUGGAGCCUCAUCAUAGCAAAGCAGAGGGUGUCAAUACCCUACACCGCUAUAGUCGUGGCGAAAUUUUCUGUCGGGCUUUCCGGCUGGCUUCAUGGCUCCAACUACCACAGGGAUUACUUCGGGACACACGCAAACCCUGUCGUGAACUACCGCUUCGGUUCGUCGACCGUUCCAUUUUACGAGGCGCUCGAAGAACAAAAUCUUGAGAGUCGAAGGCCGUGGAUGUGGUAUGAUGUGAGAAGAAUUUUUCCCAAUGCCGAGGGCACGAUCAAUUAUCUGAAGGACGAGAAGAACUACUUGUUCACCGUGACCGGAAGGUUUGAUGACGUGGUGGGAAGUAACGCCCAGUUCCGCUGGCAAACCAUUCCACUGGGCAAACGAGACGCUGACACUGGAAAGGUUGUCGCUAAUGUAGGGGACGGGGCGGUCAAAGAACUGACCAUCGUAGCCCAAGCCGGACCCAAAGACCCACCACCCGCUAACCUAAUUCCACCAAAAGUGGAUCUC
Messenger RNA from Lymnaea stagnalis (great pond snail), 1665 nucleotides. Lineage: Eukaryota; Metazoa; Mollusca; Gastropoda; Lymnaeidae. The record is from the annotation of a GenBank genome assembly.